Closterium sp. Naga37s-1 is the source of this 2619-nucleotide messenger RNA. NCBI's taxonomy places the organism in Eukaryota, Viridiplantae, Streptophyta, Zygnematophyceae, Desmidiales, Closteriaceae. The record is from the annotation of a GenBank genome assembly.
AUGGGGACCGUUGGCACUGCUGCAACUAAUGCAGCCAAAGCCGCUGAAGGUAAGGUUAGGGCUUUGAGGAAGGAGGAAGGGGGGUUAAGGGAGAACGAGGACUGGCAUCCCAUUUACACUGCGAUGGAGUUUGGGCGAUCAAUGGGGACCGUUGGCACUGCUGCAACUAAUGCAGCCAAAGCCGCUGAAGGUAAGGUUAGGGCUUUGAGGAAGGAGGAAGGGGGGUUAAGGGAGAACGAGGACUGGCAUCCCAUUUACACUGCGAUGGAGUUUGGGCGAUCAAUGGGGACCGUUGGCACUGCUGCAACUAAUGCAGCCAAAGCCGCUGAAGGUAAGGUUAGGGCUUUGAGGAAGGAGGAAGGGGGGUUAAGGGAGAACGAGGACUGGCAUCCCAUUUACACUGCGAUGGAGUUUGGGCGAUCAAUGGGGACCGUUGGCACUGCUGCAACUAAUGCAGCCAAAGCCGCUGAAGGUAAGGUUAGGGCUUUGAGGAAGGAGGAAGGGGGGUUAAGGGAGAACGAGGACUGGCAUCCCAUUUACACUGCGAUGGAGUUUGGGCGAUCAAUGGGGACCGUUGGCACUGCUGCAACUAAUGCAGCCAAAGCCGCUGAAGGUAAGGUUAGGGCUUUGAGGAAGGAGGAAGGGGGGUUAAGGGAGAACGAGGACUGGCAUCCCAUUUACACUGCGAUGGAGUUUGGGCGAUCAAUGGGGACCGUUGGUACUGCUGCGUCUAAUGCUGCUGGAGCCGGCUUCCAAUCAGCCGUGCAGGGCUUUGUCAAGGCAGCAGGGAGGGGCGUGGGGGGGGCAGCAGGGGCGGCAGGCUUUGUCCCCAUCUCCAGCACUCAAGGCACCGACGUGUCGGGCUCUGAUUGGCCGAACGCUGCAGCUGGCAUCAACAGCGUCUCCAGCAUUGAAAGUGCUGAGUCUUAUGCUGAGCCUUCCGCACCUCGCCCUGACCUGUCUCAGAGCGAUCUGCUCAUUUGGAUGGGCGAUUUGAACUACCGCCUCGACGGGUGCUCAUACGACGAGGCAUGCAGCGCCGUGGCCAGGAGGCAGUACCCGCUGCUGCUGGAGUGUGAUCAGCUGAGGGCGGAGAUGAAGGCUGGAAGGGCGUUUGUGGGCAUGCAGGAGGGAAAGGUUGACUUUGCCCCGACCUACAAGUUCGACCGUGGGACGUUCAACCCCCUCGCGUAUGAUUCCGGUGAGAAGCGCAGGGUGCCUGCCUGGUGCGACCGCAUCCUCUUUAGAGACAGCUUCACUAUUAGCACACCCCAGAAUGGUGGAACGAGGGAUGGUGGCGGCAGUGGUGGAGUGUCAAACGAUGGUGUUUCCAAGGAUAGAACCACUCUCUCCCACCCUGUUUCAGUUGAGAUGCUUCGGUGCGUUCUCCCUCUCUCGCUAUCUCUUGCUAUCACUUUCCUCUCUAUCUCUCAAUCUCUCGCUGAUGCUUAUGCUGCUGCUAUGUUGCCGGCGCCUGCCGUGAUGCAGUUAUCUUCUCCCUGUCCCCUCCCCCUCUCACCUUCCCAUCUCCUGUCGCACUGUUCCCCUUAUAAUCUUUCCCCACUUCCCCCACCACAUCCUGAGCGAUCACAAGCCACUACACAUCGUGCAUGGCGGCCUUUCAGAGCGACCACAAGCCAGUCACCUCCCUCAUGCAAGUCACACCCUCCUGUCCCCCUGUUCCCUUUGCUACCGUUCCACACUUCUCCUCCUCCCCCCAGCUACACAUCCUGCAUGGCGGCCUUUCAGAGCGACCACAAGCCAGUCACAUCCCUCAUGCAAGUCACCAUCGCCUGCCCUGACGCUGCUGCUCAGAGGUCCCUCAUCACUCGCCUCCUCGCCUCUCCCCUCCUCGCUGCUCCCCUCCCCUCCUCUCCCCUCCCCUCCUCCCUCCUUUCCUCCACUACCACCACCAGCUCCAAUACCCCCACACCUACCACUGACCUCCUCUCAGUAGCUGCUGACAGCAACCUCUCCCCUGCUGCCUCCUCCUUUGAAACUUCCACUCCUGCCCCUCCUCUCGCCUCCCCUCUCGCCUCCCCUCUUGAGGCGCCACAAGAAUCAUAUCCCCCUCUCUCCUCGCUGCUCCGGCAAAUAGCCGCCUCGCACCGCCCCUCUCUCCUUGCCGCUGGCACUUGUGUGAGAAAAGACCCAAACACAGGAAGAGCGUUGGUCGUGUCUUUCAGACAAUCUUCUUUCGUGCGUUCUGCCGCGCUGAAGCAGCGCCUGGGAGCUAAGGUUGCCGCUGGAUCGAGGGUCUCGGCGUGGUUCAAAUUCGGCAAGAACGGCCUUGAUGCGGAGUCGUCCGGUAUCUACGGCAGUCAAGGUCGGGACGACUUCGACAGGGAUGACGUUGAACACUACUACAACUACAUGGGUAUGCUGGCUGUGGAGGGCACGUAUGAUAAGAUGGAGAAGCUCCUCAACACCGGCAUUCACCCUGUGGACCUUCUACUCAUGAUGGCUGCUUCUGAGGGUGAUAGGCCAAAGAUCCAAGAGUUGCUUCGUGCUGGUGCAAACGGCAACGUGAAGGAUAUGGACGGCAGGACUGCACUUGACAGGGCAGCUGAUGACGAGAUUAGGCAGCUUAUUGCUGAUGGUGCCGAGCAAUUGGCGUAA